CGCAAGCUAUCUGCUUGACUAUUAGCUGCUUGUUUGAUCAGCGACAGUGGUUACACGCGUACUACCAGCUUUAUUUACAAAACGCACUCCCUGCUCUUUAAACAAAACCUGUUUGGCAAUAAAAGCUUCCACUUUCAAUUGGAAUGAGGUAAGACAUGCGAUCUUUUAAAUCUCAGCGAACACAUUUGAGCGAAAAGGCAAGGCGAACGGUUGGACUUCGCAAAAUUGAGCGGCGCAAAAAAAUAAAUCAAUUGCAAUCAAAAAGCAAAAUUAUUAUACAACAAAGCUUAAUAAAGGAAAAAGAAAAAAAUCCAAAAGAUAAUACCAAGAAAUAAGUUACAUAUUCCAGCGACAAGUAAAGGCACGAGAAAUAACGAAAAAAGAAAACGAAAAUAAAAAUAAAAUCACAAAAAAAAAAUAAUAAUAAUUGCAAAACUGGAAUUUUGAAUUAUAAAAUGUCUAGAUAAAAUUUAUUUAAAUUGCAAAUUGUGGACAGUGAGUGGCAACUGCUAAACGUACAAAAAAAAAUAAAAACGAAAAACAUUGGUUUUAUUUUUUUAAUUUGUGUUUGAGAAAAAUUAAAAUAAAAAAAUUAAUCGGUGAAUUAUGCGUGCAAAGUUAAGUGGCAUAAUUACGUUACAAAGCUGCGAUAACAAUACAAAAACAAAAAUUUAAUAAUACAAACAAAAACCCAGCCGAGGAGGGGAAGAAAGAAACUAAGAAAUCCAACUGUUGGCGCUGUGUUGCGCGAGCCAGUGUGCGUGUGCGUGUGCCUCUGUCUGCUGCGUGUGCCAUUAUUACGUUCGCGCCCAAGUAAGCUAUCAUUGCAACAACAAAAACAACAGUAAUGAAAAUUACACCAAUAAUGCGAUUAACUAUGUAGAGCGAGUUGCGCAAGUGCUAAUUGCGGGUAAAAAAUGGAAAGAAGAGCGAAAACGAAAGAGAUAAAAGUAAAUAAGUAGCAUACGAAAAUCAGCAAAGCCAUAAACAAAAAGGAAGCCAUAAAGAAAAGUACCAAAAUAAAAAAUCGCAAACAAAGAAAUCGGCACAAAAUAAAAAAAUUAUUCAUAAUUUGAGACGAAGGACGAAGGAAGCAAUACUUCUCACGCACACUGCCGUCUACUAGCCAGCGCAAGUAGUAUCCGACGCAUGCGCCUAGUCACAUACAAAUCAGCCAAAAGCAGAUCUCCGCCAAGCAGCAACAACAAAUGCAUUGCGUAUUGGAUAGAUUUAACGGACGACGCCAACAAAAAUAUACUUUCUUGUUACACCAUUUGACACCCAUUACAUAAUCUUUACUAACCGUCAACGUCCUUGCCUGCGUCGUCUGCCUAUCUACAAGCUGUACAUAUACAUAAGUAACAACACUCCACCUUAAAACAAAACAAACAAAAAAAAAACACCGCCAAAGCAAUUUAAGGCAUACGAAAUUUAAUAAAGCGAACAUAGAAAAGAUAGGCGUGGAAGAAAAGCAUAGCCAGAGGCAUUAGGAACUGAUACCAAAUCAAGGAUUCUACUUCCAGAUAAAGCAAAAAUUUAAGGCGAGCGUGUGGUGGAUGGAAAACGAGAAAAUGUCGUCGUUCUAUUCGAGUUCAACUAAGUUAGCUCAAGCAAAUUGCUUCUCUUCACCUAAAACUCUGCCGCAGUUGCAGCUGACAACUGUGACAAACCCAUCAACGCCGAUGCAAUCCUCUGCGCACCUGUUGCCUUCACUUAAGGUGGAACAAGCAAUUUCCGCAAACACAUUUCUCGAGCCAUCUCCCUCGUCGUCUGCGUCAUCUUCCUUCGGCGAUCCUUUUGCCGCCUACGCCAACAAUUUCGAUCUAUCACUACUACCUCAAGAUUGCGUUUCAACAACUGGCCAUAUACCCACCAUUGUAUAUCAAUUUGCUUGUAGUACGCCAACGACACCGACAUCGCCACCAACAACAACAACAACAUCAACAACAGCGCCACCUGCGCCGACCAACUCCUUAUUAACGCCGCCCCAAAUAAAAAUCGAGCAAGGUUGGUCAUUCGGUUCCUCUAUCUCCCUGCCGGAGGAGAUCAAACGGGAGCCACAACAACAACAGCAACAACAACAACAACAACCGAUGCUAAAUUCACCCAAUCAGCUAAUACCACCACCUCCAUAUCCACACAUUUAUCCGUCACCUCAAUCGAGCCCCGCUCAGUCGGAAUACGGUUUUCCACAAGCACAGUUUGCCAGCUGCUACGAGUCGUUAAGCUCAUCGCGUUCAUCGCUGCAGCCCGCUUCGCCGUAUCCUUCGUUAGAUGCCUGCAAUAUUAAACAAGAAUUGCAUAUUCUGCCACCAUCGCCGCCAGAGUCCAAUUGCGAAGCACCAUCACCGCAUUCUUCGUGGGUCGAUAUCAAAUCGGAGCCCAUCGAUGCUGAUGUUGAGACCUUGAUUGACUUGAAUAUGUUGCUCGAUAAAAAGGAAUUCACUAGCGUAGCUUGCAACGAUUACAAGCACAGCAACAACGCGUGCGCAAUGAAACAAUCGGUAAUGUCUGUGGAGCACCAAAAGCAGCAGCAGCAGCAACAACAAAACAAUCAGCAAAGUCAAGAUCAACAAAUGCUCCGCGAGUUCUUUGAAGAUAACCGAUUUCGAAUGGGUUUUGGCAGCAUGGACGAAGUUAGCGGCAAUAUCGAACAAGUUAUAUCAAUGGCUCUAGAGGAUACGAAGAGCCAGGCAGUGGAGACCUGUGCCAAACUGCAGAUAUCUAAAGAUCCCUGCGACUGGUCGGUAUCUCAAGUACAUUCUUGGCUACGUUCUACAGUGGCACAAUUCAAAUUGCCCGAAAUCGUGAACUUGGAGCAGAAAUUUUCAGAAAAUGGUGCAGCAUUAAUUUUGCUCAGCGAGGAUGAAUUCAAGCAAAGAGUGCCAGAGAGCGGCUCCGACUUGUAUGCUCAACUGGAGGUAUGGCGCUACCAUUUUAGCAGCAAUGCACCAGAGGACAGCGAUGAUGAUGAGGAAAUGUUGCCAACUACCAGCGCCUUGGCUGUUGCAAAACCAGCUGAAACUAAACGCACCGGUCGCAGCGGUGGCUCACACAUACAUCUAUGGCAAUUCCUGAAGGAACUAUUAGCCGAGCCACAUACACAUGGCACAGCCAUACGUUGGAUUGAUCGCAAUCGUGGCAUAUUUAAAAUCGAAGACUCCGUGCGGGUGGCGAAGUUAUGGGGCGGGCGUAAAAAUCGUCCGGCUAUGAAUUAUGACAAAUUGUCGCGCUCAAUAAGACAAUACUACAAGAAGGGUAUCAUGAAGAAGACGGAACGUUCACAGCGUUUGGUUUAUCAAUUUUGUCAUCCAUAUCAGUUGUAAGGAGCGAAGAGCGUGAGGUAGGUGAUGUUAAAGAGUGGUGGAGCGCCAGUGGAAGUUGGCGAUUCAAAGGGCAAAUGAGCGCAAAAAUGAGAGCCAUAUCAAAUGGCUUUAUUUGAAAAAUCGCUAAUUUAUUGCUAUUUAUUUAUUUAUUUAUUUAUUUAUUUAUUUAUUUAUUGACUUAUGGUAUAUAUGUAUAGUAUGCAGACAUAUUUAUUAUGAAGAUUUUUUUAUCCGCGGAAAUUGAGGAACUCAAUUAUUUAUUUAUUUAUUAAAUUAUUUAUUUAUUGUUAAUUAAGAAAGUGCCUACAAAUACUUCAUAAAUCUGGAUAAAUUACGUAAUUGUGUUAGGUUUUGUAUGAGAGUUGUCAGCAAUGCAGUUUAAUCGGGCCAUUCUAUUGCAUCGAUAUUCUGGCGCAACAAAAACGCUGCAAUAAUAAUAUAAAGCUUCGAAAGCACCAUUGCGUGUGGUGAAAAGCUUUUUGCGACAAAAUGUUAAUUGUUUUGAGUAAUUUUUUUUCCUUGCAAAAGGUGCAACAACUAACAAAUUUCGCGUUGAAUGCAUAAAUGGUUCUCUUAAUCGAAUAUUUACAUUUAAUGCCCUUACGAUUUUUGAAUCUCAGAAAUGUCCAGUGACAAAUUGUUAACUUCACACAAAUCAAAAGUGAUCAACGAAUUAAAGAAGUGUUUUUUUAUAUUUUUAUACACAAUUAUUAUUGCUUUUUAUCGCUUUUGAGCAUAUAUAACAAUACAAUUUUAAAAGUAAAUCGAAUUACUGGUAUAUACAGCGAGUGUGAGCUUCAGAGAGAGCGUUUACUCUAUUCGGGUCCAUAUAAAAUCCAUUGAAAGCUUUACAAAACUGCUCCCGUGGGAUAUGUUUUGGUCAUAGCUGAUAUAGAGCACAAGUCUAAUGCCGAGUUUCCACUGGACAUUAAAAUGGCAAAAAUUAAAUAAAAUGUUUACCAUUCAAAUAAGGUCUUUAUUUUUAAUGUAAUGAUACACACUUUUUUCUCACAAAACUUCUUUCAUAGAGAAAAACUCUUUUAAUAUAUUAUUUUGCACGCCCUACCCCUACAAUUACCCGUACUUUUGAAUUAAUUGCUUUACUUUUUGAUUAAAUUUUUUUUUAUAAUUAAUUUCUUUAAAAAAAAUA
Molecule: messenger RNA, 4476 nt
Organism: Rhagoletis pomonella (apple maggot)
Lineage: Eukaryota; Metazoa; Arthropoda; Insecta; Diptera; Tephritidae
Gene: Ets98B
Product: DNA-binding protein D-ETS-4
Exons: 5
Coding region: 1557-3326 (589 amino acids)
Biological process (GO): regulation of transcription by RNA polymerase II; cell differentiation
Cellular component (GO): nucleus
Molecular function (GO): DNA-binding transcription factor activity, RNA polymerase II-specific; sequence-specific DNA binding
Source: RefSeq, a predicted model, not a curated record